CGUUUGUUUUGUUCCCUCAUUCUGCUUUAGGGAAAAAAAAUCAACGUGCCUUAGUUUUGAGGUCAAAAGUAUUUCCACAUUAUUGUGAUUAAACAAUAUACCGGCAAAAUGCCAGCCAAGUCAAAGCCUCGACUUUCGCGCGGUGUCCUGGACAUGAAGUUCAUGCAGCGCACAAAGGUCAAAGUGGAGAAGGAGGCGGACGAUGAGCAGAGUAGGGCACUGUACUCCAACGAGAUCAACCAGAAGAUGUUGAACUCCACCUCGAACUUCAUCGUGGAAUCCAGCUAUUCGAUAUGCGCCGGCCUGAUCGACGGACGCCUCAGUUUUCGCGGCAUGAACCCCGAACUGGAGCUGCUAAUGGAACAGGAGCUGGCGGAGAAGCAGGGCCGCACAAAGCCGGAGCAGCCCAAGGAGGUCUCCGACCAGGACAUGGCCAAGGCCUACUAUGCCAACAAGGCGCCCACGGUGGCCGGCAGCAUGGGCAAGAAGUUCAGCACCAAAAAGGACUUUAAAAGAAAAAACAACGGCAACGAGAACGGCAGCCCGCAUCCCAAGAAGAAACAGCAAUUCAAGAAACCGCGCUCGGAUGACGAUUAGUUUACUCCAUAGUUGUUACACACUGACCUAGCUACUAGUUAAAUAAAAUAAUCGAAUUCAAUUGGA
Drosophila suzukii is the source of this 663-nucleotide messenger RNA. It is a transcript of the gene Mpp6, whose product is annotated as M-phase phosphoprotein 6. The record is from RefSeq and is a predicted model, not a curated record. Lineage: Eukaryota; Metazoa; Arthropoda; Insecta; Diptera; Drosophilidae. Gene Ontology annotation, biological process: maturation of 5.8S rRNA.